Molecule: messenger RNA, 1644 nt
Organism: Vicia villosa (hairy vetch)
Lineage: Eukaryota; Viridiplantae; Streptophyta; Magnoliopsida; Fabales; Fabaceae
Exons: 3
Coding region: 342-1298 (318 amino acids)
Source: RefSeq, a predicted model, not a curated record
CGCGAUUGUUCUCUUCGUUUCGUUAUCUUCUCCGUCUCGUUUUACGUAACCCUAGCUCCCAACACAACCGCCUCUAUCUCAUUCUCUUUCAUUUCUUCCCCAAACCCUAAUUUCAAUUUACCCCAAUUCCACAUUUUCAUCUUCUCCCCCAAAUCCAAGAUCUCAACCACCUCUCAAACCACGUUCGAAUUCCAAUAUACAAAGAACCGAUUCACGAUUUUACUCGAUUCCGUCACUAUUUUGAUUUGAACGGACAAUAUAAAAUUGGAGUUAUUACUACUGUAAUUAACGCUUAAACGCUUAAAACAGUUUUUAUUGUUGGUGAAUUUUUGUGAUUGACAAUGGUUGGUGGUGGAAGCAGAAGGGACGAUGGUUCGUUGGUAAUUAAGAAUACCAAUGUGUUUGCGGCGCUUGAUACUUUGAAGAAGAAGAAGAAAUCGGAUAAGGAGAAAAAGAGCAAGGCUUCUAAAUCGGGGAAAUUGGAAGCUGAAUCGGAUCCCAAGGUGUUUUGGGCUCUGGCACCGUUGAAUGCAACUUCGUGGGCUGAUGUGGAGGAUGAUGAUGAUUAUUAUGCCACCACUGCACCGCCUCAAUCUAUUUGGCCUGUUUCCGAGCCUCAGGGCAGUGAUGAUAAACAAGAUAAUUUCGAGGAGACUGAGAGUGAGGAAGAUAUUUUAGACGAAGGGGAUGAGGAGGAGGAAGAGCAAGAUCAUGAACCAGAACCAGAGCACGAUGUCAAACCUGAACAUGAGCCUAAGAAGCAUGCUGAAGUUCCUGUUGUACCAAAGGAGGCGGAACGGCAACUCUCCAAAAAGGAAAGGAAGAAAAAGGAACUUGAAGAGCUUGAGGCUCUUUUAGCUGAUUUUGGAGUUGCACCGAAGGAAAGUAAUGACGGUCAAGGUCAAGAGGAGUCACAAGGCGCAUCGCAGGACAAGAAAGGUGUUGAUGGGGAUGUAGAUGGUGAUAAGAAAGAAAUCGUUGCAGAAUCCAAGAAUGCCAAAAAGAAGAAAAAGAAGGAUAAAGCUUCCAAGGAGGCAAAAGAAUCCAACGGUCAGCCCAACAGCUCAGAAACAAACAACAGGCCUGAUACUGGCACUGAAAAUGCAGAGGAGGAUCCAUCUGUUGUCGAUGUGAAAGAGCGUAUUAAGAAAGUUGCUUCUAUGAAGAAGAAGAAAUCUAGUAAAGAAAUGGAUGGUGCUGCUAGAGCUGCUGCUCAAGAGGCUGCCGCAAGGAAUGCAAGGCUUGCUGCAGCAAAGAAAAAGGAGAAGAAUCAUUAUAACCAACAACCUGUGCGGUAAAAUAACCUUGCCCUCCUUUACAUCAAUACAGGAAUUUGUAUUCCUUGUUCAUAUGAUGAUUCUGAAUAAGCAGUUGGUUUAAGGAUCUUGGUGACUACUAGUAGUGGUAUUGCAGUGAAUCUGAGAUAUUGUCAAAGUUUUUUGGAUUUGUGCUGUUUAAUUGUUAUAGACUCACAUUUUGGCACAUAAAAUUUUAGCUUAAAAAUUUACAUGUACUACGUUUUUGUGUAAUGGGGUUCUUAAUGGCCUCGUCGAAUGGCGGAUCAAUUAGUUAGAACUGAGAGAAGUUGAAGUAUACUCUUGAAUGUGCUGUGUUCCUGCUUAUAUUGGAGUAUUAGUAGAUUUU